Messenger RNA from Cercopithifilaria johnstoni, 2337 nucleotides. The record is from the annotation of a GenBank genome assembly. Lineage: Eukaryota; Metazoa; Nematoda; Chromadorea; Rhabditida; Onchocercidae.
AUGACGGAUUCGUUGUCAAUUUCAACAGGUUCAACCGGAGACAACAAAAUGUUAGCAUCAAAUUCAGUGGGUAUCACCAGCUUGUUGACAUUUGUCAUCCUAAUAUUAGCAUGGAUUGUUGGUUUUGCUUCACGAUUAUUUGCUGUUAUUCGAUUUGAAUCUAUUAUCCAUGAAUUCGAUCCAUGGUUUAAUUACCGAUCAACGCACUAUAUGGUUGAACAUGGCUUUUAUAAUUUCUUAAACUGGUUCGAUGAUCGAGCAUGGUAUCCGCUUGGACGAAUUGUUGGAGGCACAGUUUAUCCUGGACUCAUGGUAACUUCCGGGACAAUACAUUACAUUUUAUCAUUUUUAAAUAUUUCUGUACAUAUCAGAGAUGUUUGUGUUUUUCUGGCUCCAACAUUCAGUGGUCUCACAGCUAUUGCUACAUAUUUUUUAACGAAAGAACUUUGGACACCAGGUGCUGGUUUGUUUGCAGCAUGCUUCAUCGCCAUUUCACCCGGUUAUACUAGUCGUUCAGUUGCCGGCUCCUACGAUAAUGAAGGAAUUGCAAUUUUUGCAUUGCAGUUCACUUAUUUCUUAUGGGUUCGCUCUGUGAAAACUGGUUCCGUGUUUUGGGCAACAUUAACUGCUUUAUCAUAUUUCUAUAUGGUCUCUGCUUGGGGGGGUUAUGUGUUCAUCAUAAAUUUGAUUCCAUUGCAUGUUCUUACACUCAUAUUAAUUGGCCGGUAUUGUUCUAAGCUUUACAUUGCAUAUACGACUUUCUAUAUUUUGGGACAAAUAAUGGCAAUGCAAAUACCAUUUGUUGGCUUUCAGCCUGUGAAAACUUCCGAACAUAUGGCUGCUGCUGGUAUUUUUGGCUUGUUACAGGUUAUCGCGGCGUUAAAGUAUAUGCAGCAUCGAAUUUCAAGGAAAGAAUUUAUGACUUUAUUUUUCGGUGGAAUUUCCUUGGUAUUUGUAUUAGGAAUAUUUACGAUUAUUGUUCUAACAUAUGCUGGCUAUAUAGCACCGUGGUCGGGACGUUUUUAUUCACUGUGGGAUACUGGUUAUGCAAAAAUUCAUAUACCAAUUAUUGCAUCUGUUUCGGAACAUCAGCCCACUACUUGGGUUUCAUUCUUCUUCGAUUUGCACAUCACAGCUGCUGUUUUUCCAGUCGGUUUGUGGUACUGUGUUAAAAAUGUCAAUGAUGAGCGAGUUUUCGUGAUACUUUAUGCAGUAACGGCUGUUUAUUUUGCUGGUGUAAUGGUUCGUUUAAUGCUUACACUUACUCCAGUUGUUUGCAUACUUUCUGGAAUAGCUUUCUCUUACACGUAUGAAAGGUAUCUUCUGGUCAAUGACGGUGAUCAAUCAAAAAGUGUUAAUAACGACGAAGAAAACCAACAUUUAUACGAUAAAGUUGGAAAAGGACGGAAAAGUGGUUCAUGGACGAAUCAAGCAGUAUUGGAAAAUGAUGAAAUGUCUAUCGGAAUGAAUGCGCGGUCUAUCGUUUCAGUGGUAUUAGUUCUGAUGCUGCUAAUGUUUGUUGUGCAUUGUACAUAUGUCACGAGCAAUGCGUAUUCUCAUCCAUCUGUUGUCUUGCAGUCGCAUAGUUCUAAUGGGGGCCGCGAAAUUAUGGAUGAUUUUCGUGAAGCCUAUUACUGGUUGCGAAAAAAUACGGAAGAGAAUGCUCGUGUGAUGAGUUGGUGGGAUUACGGUUAUCAAAUAGCUGGUAUGGCAAAUCGUACCACCCUGGUUGAUAACAAUACGUGGAACAAUUCACAUAUAGCUCUAGUUGGAAAAGCGAUGGCAUCGAAUGAGUCAGUUGCGUAUGAAAUCAUGUAUGAACUAGACGUCGACUAUGUAUUGGUUAUUUUUGGCGGCGUUAUUGGAUAUUCAGGUGAUGAUAUUAAUAAAUUUUUGUGGAUGGUACGGAUAGCUGAAGGUGAACAUCCAAAAGAGAUACAUGAAGCAAAUUAUUUCACAGAGUCAGGUGAUUAUAGUGUUGGAUCAGAAGCUUCAGAAACGAUGCUCAGUUCUGUAAUGUACAAAAUAACUUAUUAUCGUUUCGCAGAUUUCGAGAUAGCUUAUCGGCAACAGGCAGGUUACGAUCGAACUCGUGGAUAUAUUAUUGGUCGGAAAAAUAUUGUAUUGGAACACUUGGAAGAAGCUUUCACAUCACAAAACUGGCUUGUGAGAAUUUACAAAGUGUUGAAGCAGAAGAAUAGACCAGUGAUUCCAAGAAAGAAUAGGAGAAAACAGACAGUGUUACAUUCCAAUUUUAAAAAAGAUAAGAUAAAGAAAGGCAUUGUGCAAGGAAAACCAACAGUAGUGAAAGGACGUCAACCACCAAAGCGUGCUUAA